ACAAACUGAAUGGUAAAUGUAAUUUCAAUGCGCGAAUAUCAUCUUAGUACUUUUCCACUUUUGUAUGCAUUUGUUGUUUAUUUUUAUAUUGUGUAUUAGAAUAAGUUCUUAUCUUUUAAUAACGUAUGGGCCGAUUUUCAUCCGUUCACGUUCCCGGAAAUAAGCGGAUACAUUAUGUCAACUGGAAUGCAUUAUGCAUUCUCCAUCUAUGAUAUACAAUGUAUAUUGAAACAAUGUAAUGCAACCUCGAACAGUUGGUACAAUGUAACACUAGGCUGAAAAUUCAGUGACAAUUAAAAACGGCACGUGUCGUCCAUGCGAGUGUGUGGUAUUAAACCAUAGUCCAUAUUACAUCCUCUUUGAAUUGGCUCGUGCAACGCGCAUUUUCAAAACAAAGUGGUUCGAUACGGAACCGUUUAUUUUCCGUUUGAUUUAACGACAUGGUUUUUUUUCCAUUCCAACAUUUUGGAGCCACUGUAAACUUGUUCACCAAUUCUGAUUAGCUUUGUACCGAAUUAACUCACCGAAAUGAUCAAAUCUUCGACUCAUUUGGAUUUUUCUCUGAAAAUUUCGAAGAAAAUUAUCUCAAUUAAGGUACAUUUUAUCCCAAGUGAACACAAUAUGAAACUUCCAUGAUGGAACAAAUUUUGGGCUUUUAUCAAAGCCAAUUGUGUUCAUACAUUUUAUAGAUGCAUCCUCUACGGAUUUCAGAUCAAGCGAAAGAAAUAAUACCUAAUGUUGAUUUCAACAAUUCAACAUACACGACGAUUACAUAUUGAGACAUCGAUUUCAAAGAUGAUACUAGCGGUCGUCUCGCAAUAGACUGAAUACAGCCUGAACAACGAUAAGUCUCUGAGUCAGAGACUCUCUGACUCCCAUGCAUUUGUCGAAUAAUUCGAUGAACACCGCUGAAUUUCAAACUUGGCGCACUGUUUAGAUUCAAUUUCAACACAAAUCGAUUUGAAUUACAUUCAUGUACUCUCUGGAAUGAGGGCAUUGGCAUCGGCUUAAUUUUACUUUCAUGACUCAAUAGAUGAUUCGAAUUUGCGCACCAGUAAGACAGUGACAAUUUGUAAGAGAGCCUGUUAAUCAUUUUAUGAGCAACAAAAAUUUCAAAGUGAAGAAAAAAAGUCAAGAAUAAAUUCCAUUAAAAAUACAAAUAAUCGGACGUUGUAGCGAUAAGUGGUGACUUUGAGACUUUGUAUAUAUUUUGCUUUCUCGUUUUGUGCUGAGAAAUGAAGUCGACGCGAUUACUACCGUACUACCCAAAUAUACACGCACUCUACUCUCAGAAUGAACAUAUUUUAUUUCACACAGCAUCCGUUUAAUGAACGAAUCAGCCUACUACAGAACACGAAGCGGGCGCGCGCGCGUCGAUAUCGCAUUUAAUCUCGCAUUGUUUUAUAAUAACAACGGCAGUGGGUCAGCGACGGCAUGGCAAUCAUUAAAAAUAUCAAUACAAUACAGUUCAUUUUUCCAACCGUCAAACCAAUGUGUUUAACCUCAUCAUUCAAUAAAUGUAUUGGUUCUAUUAAUUAGUGCACGACAUCGGUUAUCAAUUGAAUGUUGAAAUAGCGCAGUAGUCAGCAGCACAGUUACAUUUCAGACUUGAACAAAGUAACAACUUAUCGCGCAACCAAAUGUGUGGGAAUCGUUUGCGCUGGCUUGUGAAUACAGUUUUUUUGUGUGUGUGAAAUUUUGUCAGCGUAAAACGGAAUUGGCUUUUUUCAACGAUUGAACCAUUUGUUGCUUUACUUUUUGGUUAAUAUUAAAUAUUCAUUUCUUUUGGUCAUUUAUUAAAUUAGUGUAAUUUUAUAUCCUCGAUUCGUCGAUUCAAACUUUGCAUCGUCAUUUAUUUUCAUUCCCUCCGAAAAUGGGAAUUUUAUGUGAGAUUUUGUUUGACAAAAAUCCAAAGCGAAUUUUCUACACGGGCCAAUCAUUACACGGAUCGAUUCGAAUAACAUUGAAAAAUGAUAAAUAUGUUCGUGGAAUUUUUGUGAAAAUCAAUGGUGCCGCAAUAACAAUUUGCAAAGCGGAUAAUUUCGGAGAAGAUUGUUUGAAUGAUCGCCUGGAGAUAAUCGGUGAUACACGUUUGGCAGCUGGAACUCAUGAAUUUCCAUUUCAAUUUAAAAUCCCCACACAACUUCCAUCGUCUUAUGAAGGUGAAUAUGGUUUCAUUCGAUAUAUGGUGACGGUUUCUGUGGACAUUCCGAAAAUUCCACGCAAAGAAUUUGAAAAACGUAUUAUCAUUCUUCGAUUGACGGACUUAAAAGACACAGAGCUGCAGCGACAAGUGGCUGUGACGGGCAGAUUUAAUCCAUAUUUUGUAUGUUCUUGUUUGCCUUGGUUUCCGCUUAAAAUUGAUGCUUACAUCGAUCACACGGCAUAUGCUCCCGGUUCAAAUAUUGAACUCGAAAUCAAUGUCACCAACAGAAGUUUCUGCAAAAUACACGGCUUUGAAGCGCAAUUAAUCAAGGAAGUGACUUAUGUGCCUGUCCUUCAGUCAAUUGAAAUAUUGAAAGAAGUUAAACUGCGCGGAUGCCUUCAGAAUCACAAAUAUACCGUUUGUUUUGGGUGCUUUAUUGAAGUGCCACCAACAUCUGCCACCAAUUUAAUUAGUAAAGUUAUCAAAAUUCGACAUUUCAUUCGGAUAACAGCGUUAAUGAGAAAGAAAUGCCGCCCGGUCAUCGAAGUGCCAGUCACAAUUGUUACUGCUUCAGAAAAUCAACGUUAAUUGCAAAUUAAUUCUUUUUAAAUCAAAAUAAAAGGCGGCUGAAUGAAAAUAAAAUGAUGACGUUUGUUCAUCUGUUAAUAACAGA
This is a messenger RNA of Sitodiplosis mosellana (orange wheat blossom midge), 2819 nucleotides long. Its product is annotated as arrestin domain-containing protein 15-like. Gene Ontology annotation, biological process: protein transport. The coding region runs from base 1874 to 2734 and encodes 286 amino acids. The transcript is spliced from 4 exons. The record is from RefSeq and is a predicted model, not a curated record. Gene Ontology annotation, cellular component: cytoplasm. Lineage: Eukaryota; Metazoa; Arthropoda; Insecta; Diptera; Cecidomyiidae.